GAAGUUGUUAAACAGGAAGCGGUCGUGGAUGCUGAAGUUUUUGUUUUCUGUCUCUUCUGUCGGACAAAACAACUCUGUUAAAGAUGCACCGGAGCAGAACUUGGGACCUCUGAGGAUAGCAUGUGUGUGGAUCUGAAGUCAACUUGGGACAUUACUCAGCCUUCAGGAGACGGGAGGCAUUGCUUCUUAACUCGGACGGAGAUCGCAAGUGCGGAAUGUAUGUUGACGGUCGUUCCUGGCGACUGAAGCGAGAAACUUGCAGUGCAGAAGCUGGACAGUCUUGCCUCAGUGAAUAGCCUCUUGUUGCUCCCCCGGUCUGCUUAAGUUGAAGGAAGGCUGUCACAGAAGCAGAAAUGGAUGUGUUUGGUGGUGCGCCUCGUUUCUUAGCCUAUCCAAGACCUGUGGUGGUACAAAGUGGGGCUGACGCAGUCCUAAAGUGUCAAAUUGGUGGUGAUCCGAGGCCUGCCGUUAUCUGGGAGCGAAACAAUGAAAAGAUUGACCCACAAGGACGCUAUAGGGUCUUUGAGGAUGGCAAUGUUUACAAUCUCAUCAUUUCAGCUGUUACCACUGAGGACAGUGGUCAGUACAUCUGCAAAGCAAAGAACAGCAUCGGUGAAACAUAUGCAGCCGCCACACUGAAGGUGGAAGGGGAAGCACAAGAGAUGGAGCUUCGAGAAGAAAAUAAGCCCCGAUUCCUCAUCAAACCACUCUCCACUCGCGUUGGUCGUGGGGAAGAUGCCGUCUUCUCGUGCAAGCUCUGGGGAAGCCCACGGCCAGAGGUGGUCUGGGAAAAGGACGGUAGAAAACUCAAUGAAAUAUUUGAAAGCACACAUUUCAGUGUGGGCUACCAGGACGGGGGAUGGUUCCAGCUCAAGAUCUUUAAGACUCGUGCUCCUGAUGGUGGUGUAUAUACAUGCAAAGCAAGGAAUGAGUUUGGGGAAGCACUGGCAGGAGCUGUGCUGCUCGUUGAUGCAGGUCCAGGGCACGAGGAAGAAGGAAAUCGUAAUGGCUACACAAAUGGCCACUGGAAAGCCCACCAGGGAAAACAAAGGAGUGGUAGGCAAGUGCCGAACCGCCUUAAAGAUGACACCAUGACCAAGUCAACUAAAGUAAAAAUGUUUGCAGUGACAGAGGGCAAGCAUGCCAAAUUUCGCUGCUUUGUGACUGGUAAACCCAAGCCAGAGAUCAUUUGGAGGAAAGAUGGCAGGCUCAUACUGUCAGGAAGACGUUACUUGUUAUACGAGGACAGAGAAGGAUACUUCACACUUAAAGUUCUGUAUUGUAAGCAGAAGGAUAAUGGAGUUUAUGUUUGUGCUGCAUCAAAUACCGCGGGGCAAACCCUCAGUGCUGUACACCUCUCCGUCAAGGAGCCACCUGUCCGGUUCAAGCAGCCUCUCAUUGAUCUAGAAGUAUGGGAACGAGAUUUAGCUGUUCUCGAGUGUGAAGUUCCUGAGGACUCUGUUCCCAUCACAUGGUAUCUGGAGGACAGACGACUGCAGCCAGGGGCCAAAUACGGAAUGGAGGAGUGGGGAACAAAACGACGACUAACAAUCCGUGACAUUGGAGUCGACGAUGAUGGAAUUUAUCUCUGCGAGAUGCCUGAUGGGGGUCGAAGCAUUGCAGAGGUGGCUGUUAAAGGUACAAUAUUGCGGAAGCUUCCAAGAAAAGUGGAUGUCUUGGAAGGUGAAAAUGCAGCCUUUUGCGUUGAAGUGGAAAAAGAAGAGAUGGACAUACAUUGGUACAAGGAUGGUGUGGAGCUGCGUGAAACCCAUCAAACCAUCCUGAAGUCCUUCGGUCGAACUCACAUCUUGGUUUUCGUCAAUACAAUGCCUCAAGACUCUGGCCUUGUGACCUUCCUUGUAGGAAGAUCCAAGACUUCCUCCCAGCUCAGAGUGAAAGCGGCUAGACAUUGUCCUCCUAGUUGUCCGGUGGGAGUGCAGAUCAACACAGAGCGUGCUAAUGCAGCGCUUCUCUCAUGGGUUCCUGCUCAAGACUCACGAAAGAACCCUCCGUCUGGAUAUGUGCUGGAGCGACAAGAAGUGGGCACUGGAUCACAGGAGUGGCUACAGUGUCUGACCACUGACUCCGCGACGUCAGUGGAGAUCCUUGGUGACAGUGUCCCAUGUGAGGCCGACUAUCGGUUUCGCAUUUGUAGUGUAAACAAAUAUGGAAAGAGCAACAAUGUUGAGUUCCCUCGAACUGUUCACUUAGUUCCUGUGGCCAGAAUACAAGCCCCCUUACAGGACGCCUUGGUGCCAGAGGGCCAAGAUGGACUCUUCUCUAUUGAACUCUCUGCUUCAGUGAUUGGUACGUGGUUCUUAAAUGGAACUCAGCUUCAGGAGGAUGAGCGUUAUUCCAUGCGUCGGUCUCGAACCCACCAAUCUCUUCGCAUUCGAGGAGUACGCGAUACAGACAACGGAGCUGAGAUUACAUUUAUUGCCUAUGGCAUCCGGGAUUCUGCAGCGCUUUACAUUCAAGCUCCUCUUGUCAAGUUUUCCCCACUGUCCGAAAUGGAUCGAAACAAAUUUGUAGAAAUCGGGAACCCCAUUGUGCUCUACUGUGAGCUGUCAGACCCUGCAGCUCCAGUGCACUGGUACAAGAAUGGGGUGGAAUUACAAACAAUGGAGGGUCUUCAUAUCCAAUCAGAGGGCACCAUGAGACGAAUUGUCAUCCAAUCAGCAGAGUUCUCACAUUCAGGAGUAUAUUGCUGUGAUGCCAUUGAUGACGUCAUCAGGUUCAAUGUGGAAGUAGAGGCCCCACCUGUGAGGUUUUCAGCAAUUCCAGAUGCUGAGAGGAACAAAACCGUCCAAACAGGCUUCCCCAUUGUUUUACAAUGUGAGCUCUCAGACCCGUCUGCCCAGGUGCACUGGUACAAAGAUGGGUCAAAGCUCCAUCCUCAAAGUGGAGUAGAUAUUUUAACUGAUGGCAUUGCAAGGAAAUUGAUUGUCCAUUCAGCAGAAGUUUUCCACUCUGGCUUAUACUGCUGCAAGACAAAGGGUGACACCACCACAUUCAGUGUGGACAUCAAAGCUCCACCUAUGAAGUUCUCAGCUAUUCCUGAAGACAUGAGGACCAAGUCGAUUGAAGCAGGCUGCCCUGUGGUACUCCAGUGUGAGGUGUCGGAUCCUGAGGCCCAUGUUUGCUGGUACAAGGAUGAAAUGGAGCUCAUUUCAAACUCUGAAUUAGAAAUCCAGUCAGUGGGCACCACAAGGACAUUAGUUGUUCAGUCUGCAGAGCUGUGCCACUCUGGUGUGUACAAAUGCACCACACAGGAUGAUGCUGUGGAGUUUCAAGUGGAGAUCAAAGCUAUACCAGUGACGUACUCUACUAUCUUUGACGUUGAGAGAACCAAGUCACUUGAAGUGGGCAAACCUUUGGAGCUGGAAUGUGAGGUUGCAGACUCCACUGUGCCUGUCUGCUGGUAUAAAGAUGGUAAAAAGCUCAACCUGCAAAGUGGCUGGGAUGUACAGAGUAAUGGCACAUCGAGGAGACUCAUUAUCCCAUCUGCUGGGCUCUUGCACUCAGGGCUAUACAGCUGUGAAACCUCUGAUGACACUGUCCACUUCACUGUGGAUAUUAAAGCUCCAACGUUGGCUUUGUCGCCCUCACCGGAGGCUGUGGAGACGCAGUCACUCGAAGCAACUUGUGCCACUGAAGCUCCCUGUGAAACCUCAGACCCUGCUUUCCAGGUGUCAUGGCAGAAGGAUACAGAACCUGAUUCAGACAGAGAACCUGAUUUUGAAAUGGGAGGCAUCAAGAAGACCCUUGUUAUUGAACCAACUCACCCUUCAAACUCUGGAGCAUACUAUUGUGCAACAGCAGAUGAUGUUGCCCAAUUAAUAGUAAAAAAUCAAGUGCCACCUCCAACAUAUCAGCUUGACCCUGACGUCGAGAAGGCCACAUCUGCUGAAGCACACUGCCCAAUUGUUCAGCAAUUUGAGAUUUCAGAUCCCAUUGCCAAAGCCUGUUGGUACAAAGAUGGAACCCAGAUCUAUCCGAAAAGGGAAGCUGACUGCAGUUCAGAGAGCAGCAGCCGAAUCUUGCCCCUCCAGUCACAGUACUUGUCUGGUGAUGAGAGGUUUGACUGUGAAGCAUCUUGUGUCUCACAGUUAAAUGAGGAAACGAAAGCAGAGCAGUGUCACUAUGGUGACGAGAUUGGUGAGAUAGCUGAUGCAUCUGCCCAAUACACUGUGGAUGUCGAAGCUACAUCGCCAAGGCUCUCUUCUGACCAAGAGAAGAACAAGUCCACUGAAGGGGCUUAUCCUGUUGAAGUUAUCCAGAUGUCCUCAAAAUGCAAUUCUGGCACCUUCUGUGGCAGGGGAGGAGAUACUCUGACAUGCGAAGACUAUUCCAGGCAUAUGCCAACUUCUCAGUCAACAUAUGAAAAUGUGACUGACUGUGUUGCAACUAAACAGCCAAAGGAGCUCUCAGACGAUCAACAAAUAAUACAUGCCCAAUCUCCAGUGCACUGUAACUCUGUACAGACAACAACAAUUCAAUCUGACACACACCAUCACACUAAACAGCCCACUGAGUCACAAGGUGAGGAAUUCAUUUACUAUGCACAGCAUACAGAAGCCCCAUUUGAAGAACCUGAUAAUUCCCUGCAGACAGCUGUCCAUGCAGACGAUUUUUGUAAUUUUUUACAAACUGCAACUGCUCAAUCAGAGGAAUCCACCCUCAAGAUUCCAACUGUCCGCUCAGAGGAGUUACGCAGCUCAGUACAAAUGCCAACUGUCCAUUCAGAGCUAGGUAACCCCCCACAGACUUCGACUACCAUGCCAGAACACCCUACUAACACCUUACAGAUUUCAACAGCCAAAUCAGAGAUGUUUUGUAACUCAUUAAAAAGUGCAACCCCUCAGUCAGAGGAACCUUUUGAAUCUUUACAGGCUGCAAAUGUCCAAUCAGAAGAGUCCUUUAAAUCCUUACAGACUGCUACUGUCCAAUCAGAGGAGCCUUUUAAAUCCUUACAGACUGCUACUGUCCAAUCAGAGGAGCCUUUUAAAUCUUUACAGGCUGCAACUGUCCAAUCAGAGGGGGCCUAUAGCUCCAUGCAGAAGCCAGCUGUCCUUUCAGAGAAGCUUCUUGAUUGCUUACAAACUGAAACUAUCUAUUCAGUGGGGCCCUGUAACUCUUUAUGGACUGCAAUGGACCAAUCAGAGGAGUUAAACAGACUCCUAGAAACAUCUACCGUCCUGUCAGAGAAGCUCAGUGACUUUCCUAACGCAGCACCCCGUCAAUCCUUGGACUCGUUUGACCCUAAAGAGGUAGAGACUGUCCAACCAGAACAUUACAACUUGCGACAGUCUGAAUAUGUCAGUUUGGAUGGUCGCUAUCAUACUGCACAAACAGUAUGUAACUAUUCAGAGGUGCUGUGUCGGUCGAAUCAAGAAGCAACAGACCAAGCAGAGUGUCAUCACAACAUGGAGACCACAAAAGACCAAGUAGACAGCACAUUUAACCCUGAGCAAAGAUCAUCCAUCCACUUUGCAGAGCCUUACUAUAUCAAGCAAGCAUCUGCUGUCCAAUCAGAGGAGCUCUAUCUAUCAAGGACACGUGACAGUCACUGGAGUGACAUUGUCACUGCAAAUAAGGUGGCUGUUGAAGCUCCGCCUGUGAGAAUUACAACACUUGGUGAGACUGAGAGGAACAAGUCUGUUGAAGUUGGUGAACCCAUAGUGCUGCACUGUGAGAUAACAGAUCCUAACGCUCAAGUUACUUGGUACAAGGAUGGGAUAAAACUACUCGAAGCAGCUGGGCAAGACAUGCUGGCAGAAGGUUCCAUAAGAACACUGGCUUUCCAGUCAGCGAUGCUGUCUCAUGCAGGGACUUACAGCUGCAAGACAGCAGAUGAUGCAAUGCAGUUUCAUGUGGACGUUAAAGCUCCACCUCUGACAUUUUCAGCUCUAUCUGAGGCUGACCAGAAAAUGACGGUCAUAACGGGCUCUCCCAUUGCUCUACAAUGUGAGCUGUCAGACCCCACUGGACACGUCAGUUGGUACAAGGAUGGAGAAAUGCUCCUACCUCAAAGUGGAGUAGACAUCCAGUCAGAGGGAAAUUUGAGGAGUCUUGUUGUCCCGUCAGCUGAGCGGGCUCACACUGGCGUGUACCGUUGUGAGUCAAAGGAUGAUGACAUCCAGUUCGAUGUGGAAGUAAAAGCUCUACCUGCGAAGUUCUCAGAGCUGCAAGAGAAUGACAGAACCAAGUCUGUCCGAGAAGGCUCUCCCCUUGUCCUCAGCUGUGAACUCACUCAUGAUCCCUCGGCUCAUGUCGACUGGUAUAAGGACGGGACGAAGCUCCUGCCACAAAACAAUGUGGAAAUACAAUCAGAUGGAUUGACAAGGACGCUGCUGAUCCCUUCAGCUGAAAACAGACAUGCCGGUACCUAUAAGUGUUCAACAUCAGAGGACACCAUCACCUUUAAAGUGGAAAUAGAAGGCCGAUCGCCACAGAUCAUGCCAAUCCCACUGUCUGAAAAAUACAGGUUGAUUGCAAUUGGUUGUCCAAUUAUCCUCCAGUGUGAGGUCUCAGACCCUGUUUCCCAGGUUUCCUGGUUUAAAGAUGAGGUGGAGCUUUUUUGCAAAACAGGUCUUGAUAUGAAAAGAGAUGGCAGCCUCAGAAAGUUAAUAAUCCAUUCUGCUAAGGUCUGUGACUCUGGCCUCUACAGCUGUAGCCUCGUUGAUGAUGUUGUGACAUUCCAAGUGGACGUCGAAGCUACUCCUGUGAGGUUUUCAACGCUUCCAGAGGUGGCAAGAAAAAAAAUUGUCGAAGCAGGCUCCCCAGUUAGGCUGCAGUGCGAAGUCUCAGAGCCAACUGCCCAAGUCUAUUGGCACAAAGACGGAGAACAGCUGCUUCCAAAGAGCGAAUAUGAAAUCGAAACAAAAGAAAAAGUGAGAGGGCUGGUUAUUCAAUCAGCAGAAGUCAGACACUCUGGGGUGUACAGCUGUGAGGCCGCAGAUGACCAAAUAGAAUUCAAGGUGGAUGUUGCAGCUGUUCCAGAGGCUGAGGGGAACAAGUCUGUUGAAGCAGGCAGCCUCACCACACUGCAGUGUGAGAUCUCAGACCCUGCAAUCCAGACCUACUGGUAUGAGGAUGGAGUAAAACUCUUGCCAGAAUCAAGAAUAAGCCUCAGUUCAGAGAACAAUAAGAGGACACUGGUCAUGACGUCGGCCACAUCUUCAUGCUCUGGGGUGUACGAUUGUAAAAGUGGUGAUGAUGAUUCAGAUUUCAACGAUUUCUGUGUGGAGGUUAAAGCGCCACCGGUAACAUUUGCAGAUGUCCCGGAGAAGGACCUUUUCCAGAGUGUUGUGGAACACGAACAGCUUGUGCUGUCAUGCGAAAUAUCAAGGGCUGAUGGUGUUGUCCAGUGGUACAAAGAUGGAACAGAAAUGCAACCAAGCAGUAACGUCACAAUGCAAGCAGACGACACCAAAAGAAGUCUGACUAUACAUUCAGCCCAACUGUCUGACACAGGCACAUACACAUGCCGUGCAGGAGACAACAUUUUAAUUUUCAAGGUUACCAUACGAGAACCUCCUGUGAUGAUAAUCUAUCCCAAGGAGGAUGUUCAUCUGGACCGUCACGUUCCUGAAGAAAUCAUUCUGAGCUGUGAACUGUCUCGUCCCAGCGGUGUUGUCAGUUGGUACAAGGACGGCCAAAAGCUGCAAGAGAGCGAGAACAUCAAACUCAAGAUAGAAGGCCCCUAUCGACGACUUAAGAUCAUCUCCAGUGGAGUUGAGGACUCUGGAGAAUAUGUCUGCGAUACAGCUGAUGAUUCAAUAUUCUUCCACCUCAGUAUUACAGAACCUCCAGUGCAAAUAGUAUCCCCAAGUCAAUCACAAAUGGAGCUGUGUCAGCAGACCUCUGAGAGGAUGGUACUGAGCUGUGAGAUCUCACGGCCCAAUGCAGUGGUGCGCUGGUAUCGAGACGGACUUGAGGUGGAAGAGAAUGACAACCUCAUUCUAGAGGUGGAUGGUGUCUACAGGAGACUUAUUAUCCCUGAAACUACUGUUAAAGACUCAGCAGAAUAUGUCUGUGACACAGCAGAUGACUCAGUGACGUUCUUUGUAAACAUAGCAGAGCCCCCUGUUCGCUUCAUUCGUCCACGGAAGAUGGCAAGUAGAGUCGAGAAAGUGGCCGGGGAGACUCUGGUUCUUGACUGCGAGGUUUCAAGAUCCAAUGCCGAAGUCACGUGGAAGAAGAACGGGGAAGAAGUGGAGGAUUCCAGGAAUAUCACUAUCCUUGAGGAUAGUGUCAUGCGCCAACUAACCAUUCACUCUCUAAGAGUAGAGGAUGCUGGGCAAUAUGUCUGCGAUGCAAAGGACGACGUGAUGGAUUUCAGCGUGACAGUGAAAGAGUUGCCCGUAGAAAUACUUGGAAAAACCGAUGCAAAGACAGAAAAGCAAUUCUUAGUAUCCGAUGAUAUUAUUCUCGUGUGUGAACUCUCAAGAUCCAAUGCCGCAGUGAAUUGGUACAAAGAUAGUCAGCUAAUUAACGACACCGAGCGAUACUGUAGUGAGGAGCAAGGUGUCUUCCGAUCACUGGUUGUCCUCAAUGCGGGGCUCGAGGAUUCGGGGGAGUAUACCUGUGAUGCGGUGGAUGAUAAAAUGGUGUUCUAUAUCACUGUCAAAGAGCCUCCUGUGCAGAUCGUUGGAAACUCAGGUCACCCGGAGCAUCAUAUGCUGGUAGCAGGAGAUGACCUUAUUUUGGAGUGUGAAGUGUCUCGGCCGAACGCCACUGUCCAGUGGUUAUGGAACGGCGAGAUACUGAAACCAGACACUCGUAUAAAAAUUGACAGCUAUGAGCUUGUGAGGAAGCUUGUUCUCUCUGGACUUAAGCCCUCAGACUCUGGAGAAUACAUUUGUGACGCCAUCGAUGACAAACUAAUAACAAUAGUGGAGGUCCAAGAGCCACCAGCCACGUUUGUGAACAAAAAAUCAAAUAAUAACAUCUCGGCGUAUGAAAACGAGAGCGUCACACUGUGUGCCGUCGUGAGCCGCGACAGAGCUAAUGUUCGGUGGCUGAAAGAUGGCCAGCUUUUGAAUGAGGACAACAUUCACAUCUCCAGUGAGGGUAAUACCCACAAGCUCACCAUUAAUCCUUUGCAGCUGUCAGAUUCAGGAGAAUAUGUCUGUGACGUAAACACAGAUGAGAUGUAUUUCAGUCUUUUAGUCAAAGAUAUGAAGGUGAAAUUUAUCAGACAAUUGGAGAAUAUUGUGUCUCCGAAGGGCAGCAGCCUUACAUUGCAAUGCGAGAUCAACAAGCCCAAGGGAGAUGUCCAGUGGCUAAAAGAUGGCCAGGAGAUCUCUCCGAGCCGUCGGCAUACAAUACGGGCACAAGGCAGAGAGCGAAGCUUUACCAUCCACCAACUAGUGGAAGAAGAUGCUGGGGAAUAUGUCUGUGAAUCUACAGGUGACAGAACCUCAGCAACUGUCACUGUAGAAACUCCCCGUGUUGUUGAGUUCAUAGCAGAGCUUCGUAACAUCACCGUCUGUGAAGGAGAAGAUGCAAUAUUUAAGUGCGUGGUUUCGCCAGAGGACACUAAGUUAGCGUGGCGCUUAAAUGGCAAGCAAGUAGCUCUGAAUGAGCGUACCGUCAUUUCCAGCAAUGGACUAUGCCACAUGCUCUGCAUCAACAACUGCAUGGUUUCAGAUAGCGGCAGAGUGACAGCUGAUGCAGAGGGAUUGGUAUCAGAGGCAGAACUCCAGGUUCAAGAGCAACAGGUGCUGUUCACCAAGAAAAUGACACCAGUUGUAGCUGAAGAGUACAGUGAGGCAACUCUAGAGGUGGAGGUGAGUCUAGAUGCGGGAGAGGUGCAGUGGAUGAGACAAGGGGUGCUGAUCCACCCUGGGGCCAAGUAUACCCUGAGUCACAAUGGCCGAAAACACAGUCUCACCCUCCACAAACUGGCCAUGUCCGACCGGGGCACCUACAGCUGCGAAACCCUCCAUGACCGCACGCAAGCCCAGCUCACAGUGGAACCACGCAAAAUCACAAUCAAGAGGGGUCUGAGCGACAUUAAAACCACGGAGAGAGAAACGGCCUCUUUUGAAGUGGAGCUCUCCCAUCCCAAUGUCCCGGGCACCUGGAUCAGAAACGGAAUCCAGCUUAAGCCGACAAAUCACUUUCGUAUGAGCGCCAAAGGACAAGUCCACAGCCUCACGAUCUCUAACCUAUCGGUAGAAGACACCGGCACCUUCAUGUUCUGCGUAGAGAAUCUGAAGACGUCUGCAAGACUUGUUGUCAGAGAACCUCCAGUCACCGUUUUCAGAAAUCUGGAGGAUCAGAAAUUCCCUGAAGGGGCAGUGAUCUCUGUUGAGUGUGAGCUGUCGAGACACAACGUUGACGUGAAAUGGAUGAAGGAUGGGACUGAGGUCAAGCCAAGCAAGGACUUGCGUAUCUACGCAAUGGGAAGAAAACGAUUUCUUCAGAUCAUGAAAUGUCAAGUCAGUGAUUCUGGCAUCUACACCUGCGACGCUGGAGAUGCCACUACAUCCUGCACUGUGGAGGUCUACGAGCGUGAACUGUUGACACUGCAGUGUCUCGAGGACCUGGACAUUCAGGAAGAUCAGAACGCCGUGUUUGUCUGUGAGAUCUCUGUGGAGGAUGUGCCGGGGGAAUGGUACAAAAAUGGGGAGCGGAUACAACCCACCAGCACCAUCAAGAUCCGCCAGGAAGGUCAGCUUUAAACCUAUU
Stegastes partitus (bicolor damselfish) is the source of this 10698-nucleotide messenger RNA. RefSeq names its product obscurin like cytoskeletal adaptor 1b (gene obsl1b). The record is from RefSeq and is a predicted model, not a curated record. Bases 354 to 10691 code for a protein of 3445 amino acids. The transcript is spliced from 34 exons. Gene Ontology annotation, molecular function: protein binding. NCBI's taxonomy places the organism in Eukaryota, Metazoa, Chordata, Actinopteri, Pomacentridae.